Frankliniella occidentalis (western flower thrips) is the source of this 1724-nucleotide messenger RNA. It is a transcript of the gene Ctu2, whose product is annotated as cytoplasmic tRNA 2-thiolation protein 2. Gene Ontology annotation, cellular component: cytosol. Bases 186 to 1613 code for a protein of 475 amino acids. The record is from RefSeq and is a predicted model, not a curated record. Gene Ontology annotation, molecular function: tRNA binding; sulfurtransferase activity. The transcript has 10 exons. Gene Ontology annotation, biological process: tRNA wobble position uridine thiolation. NCBI's taxonomy places the organism in Eukaryota, Metazoa, Arthropoda, Insecta, Thysanoptera, Thripidae.
CCCCACCACCAACCGUAUGUAACCACGACACGCUCCGACUCCGAGCUAACCUCUCUUCAGCGUGGGCAAACAAGAAGGACGCGAAACUCAGAAUUUAUUGAGAGCACACGGAGCCGAAGUAGAAGCACUCUAUCCAGUUAUUCUUGAAAGUCGUACAUUUGUCGCACGUCAGUGUAAUAAGUACAAUGUGCAGUCGCAAUGAUGAGGAGGAUGGCUCUCAGAGUCUUAUGGAAGGGAAAACAAAGCUAACGUGGACAGAAGUGUGUCAGAAAUGUUCGACAGAGAAGCCAGUGAUCCAAAUUCUCCAGAUCAAACAUGCAUAUUGCAGGAAUUGCUUCCUAGCACAUGUCAAUCACAAGUUUCGUUCCACACUCGGAAAGUCCAAGAUGAUGAAACCAUCUGAUGUCGUACUUGCUGCAUUUUCUGGGAGUGGUAAAUCUAAUGCAAUGCUUCACUUGCUACAUGCUGGUCUUUCAGAACAAAGUCACAAACGGUUCCUCUUCAAAGUGCAAGUUUUGUAUAUUGAUGAAGGGGCAAUCUUAGGAACUUCCCUCGAAGAUAGGACAGCUAACUUACAAGCAAUUUCAGGCAUUAUUGAGCAGUAUGGGUUUAAGUCUUAUUAUACAACUCUUGCUAGCAUUUUUGAAGAAACUGGUUCAAAGUGUUUUCCAUUGGUGAAGGACAGUACAUUAAAAAUUAAGGAAAAUUCUGAAGAAGAGCUUAAAAAUCUUUUUCUCAAUGUGAAAAGCCUCACAGCCAGGGAAGACUUGUUAAGACAACUACGAAGAAAGAUAUUCUUGCAAUCAGCAAAAGAAUUAGACUGUUGUAAAGUUUUUACUGCAAACACAUCUACUGACUUGGCAAUUCACAUAUUGACUGACGUUUCUCUAGGAAGAGGAUCUCAAAUGCACCAUGAUGUGUCAUUUUGUGAUCCGAGGGAUGCAAGUGUUAAGAUAAUUCGACCUCUGCUUGAGCUUUCUAGCAAGGAAGUCACUUAUUAUUCAGUGUUUCACGAACUAGAAAGCAUUUAUAUUCCUUCUCUUUGCACAAAGGCAUCUUCAGACAGCAGCAUUCACAAUAUGUCUAAACAAUUUGUGAUGGAAUUGAUGGAAAAUUUUCCAUCUACUGUAUCUACUGUGUUCCGUACAGGAGAAAAGUUGGGAUCUACAAACACUACUAAUACCUGUGAGACAGAGGAUAAUCUUUGUAUAAUUUGUCAGAUGAAGCUGGAUGUUAGUGUUGCUGCAUGUUCUUCAGUACAAGCCACAGACUUUUCACGGCUAAUUUCAUCUCUUGGUCCUGCUGGUUUUGAUAACAAGACACUGUCACAGCUGCCAGAUACCUCAAAAGGUAUUCUUUCUAAUCAAGCAGAUUCACUGCUUUGUAGUUCAUCUACAUCUUGCUGUUCAGAUUCAGAUGUACAAUGUGGUUGUCACAAAGAUGUGCAACGUUUAUCUUUCCCUGACGUGGAGAAAUUGUGCUGUUAUGGUUGUCGGCUCAUUAUACAUGAUAUGGAAAAUACUUCAAGCCUUCCUGAAAGUAUAUUGCACAAGGUUCGAACAAGAAGAAGCCUUGAGAAUAUGAGGGAAAGUAUUCAAGACUUCCUCCUUUAGCUUAAAUAGGAAGAAAAAUGAGACUUUUGCCAUACUUAGCUGGUAUACUGUAUAAUUUCCCAUCAGCAUAAAGGUAAAGCAUAUUUUUAAAUAAAAUAUUGAACAGAGAAA